Molecule: messenger RNA, 2085 nt
Organism: Dendrobium catenatum
Lineage: Eukaryota; Viridiplantae; Streptophyta; Magnoliopsida; Asparagales; Orchidaceae
Product: calnexin homolog 1-like
Exons: 6
Coding region: 166-1773 (535 amino acids)
Biological process (GO): protein folding
Cellular component (GO): endoplasmic reticulum; endoplasmic reticulum membrane
Molecular function (GO): calcium ion binding
Source: RefSeq, a predicted model, not a curated record
UCGAUGGAUUCGUAGCGAGCACAACUGGUGGAGACGUAGUCAUCUUGGCCGUCGAUCUUCUCCCUUGAUUCCUUGCUCCCAGGCUACUCCGGAUCGGGCUAGGGCACAGCUUCCAGAUCUUACAAUUUAGUGUUUUCUUUUCCUAUUUGGGGUUUGGAGAGUGCGAUGAUGGAAAGGCCGCGAUCGACGUUACAGAUCCUUCUCGCACUACUUGCGCUUCAGUUGUGCGCUUCCAAUCCGAUAUUUUAUGAAUCCUUUGACGAGCCGUUCGAGAAGCGGUGGAUCGUAUCUGUGAAUGAGGAUUACAAAGGAGUAUGGAAACACUCAAAGAGUGAGGGCCAUGAAGAUUAUGGGCUUCUUGUAAGUGAGAAGGCAAGGAAGUAUGGCAUAGUUAAACAACUUGAUGAACCAGUUAAUCUCAAGGAUGGAACCAUUGUUCUACAAUAUGAAGCUAGGUUCCAGAAUGGUCUUGAAUGUGGGGGUGCUUAUCUCAAGUAUCUCAGACCACAAGACGCUAAAUGGGCUCCUAAGGACUUUGACAGUGAUUCCCCUUACUCCAUCAUGUUUGGGCCUGACAAGUGUGGAUCUACCAACAAGGUACAUUUCAUUCUAAAGCACAAGAACCCAAAAACCGCGGAGUAUGUGGAGCAUCAUCUCAAGUAUCCGCCAUCCGUACCGUAUGAUAAACUGACUCAUGUCUAUACUGCUGUUAUUGAACCUAAUAAUGAACUACGGAUUUUGAUUGAUGGGGAGGAAAAGAAGAAGGCAAAUUUUCUUAGUGGUGAUGAUUUUGAGCCAGCAAUAGUCCCACCAAAGACUAUUCCUGAUCCAGAUGAUAAGAAGCCUGAGGACUGGGAUGAGAGAGAAAAAAUCCCUGAUCCAGAUGCUCGGAAGCCGGAUGACUGGGAUGAAGAUGCUCCAAUGGAGAUAGAGGAUGCUGAUGCUGUCAAGCCUGAAGGAUGGUUGGAUGAUGAGCCAGAGGAAGUAGAUGACCCUGAAGCAUCAAAACCAGAAGACUGGGAUGAUGAAGAGGAUGGAGAGUGGGAGGCACCAAAGAUUGAUAACCCAAAAUGUACCACAGCUCCUGGAUGUGGUGAAUGGAGGAAACCAGUGAAGAGGAAUCCAGCUUACAAGGGAAAAUGGCAUGCUCCAUUGAUUGACAAUCCCAACUACAAGGGCAUCUGGAAACCUCGGGAGAUUCCAAAUCCUAAUUAUUUUGAUCUUGACAAGCCUGAAUUUGAGCCUAUUGCUGCCAUUGGCAUCGAAAUAUGGACCAUGCAAGAUGGAAUAUUAUUUGAUAAUAUUCUGAUAGUUAAUGAUGAGAAAGUUGCAGAGUCAUACAGAGAAAAGGCAUCAAAACCAAAGUAUGAACUAGAAAAAGCAAAGGAGAAGGUUCAAGAUACUCCAGCUGGGCUUUCAAGCUUCCAAAAGAAGAUCUUUGAUGUGCUUUACCAGGUUGCCGAUGUUCCUUUACUGAAAUCUUACAGGGCAAAGAUCAUUGAUGUAAUUGAGAAGGGGGAGAAACAACCAAAUAUUACCAUUGGAAUCCUAGUAUCAAUUGUUGUGGUUUUCACCACACUAAUCUUCAGGAUUAUUUUUGGUGGGAAGAAAGCUGUGCACCCCCCAAAAGCCACCACAACCUCAUCCCACACUGCAAGUGCUGAAAAGCAAGAAGAUGAAGCAGGAAGCAGCAAUGUUGAAAGAGAAGAAGAUGAGAAAGAGAAAGAAGAUGCAGGCACAGCAAAGCCUAGGAGAUCCAGAAGGGAGACAUAACAUCUCCUGUGUUCAAAAUUUUGCUUUCCUGCUACUUAUCUAGCAGGUCUUCGUUCUGAAAUUAGAAUGAUUUGGUUCUAUCUUACCUCGGAGACUUAGAAAAUGAAUUUCUGUUGUAGGUUUGUUUCAUUUGGAGUCAAAACUGGUUUAAUGUUUUGUUUUGAUGAGAUGAACUGUGCCGUUCGGAAAAGAAAUGGAUUGCAGAUAUGGCUAAUUAUGGACAUCCAAUCUGUUGUUGUUGUUGUUGUUCAAAAUUGCAAAUCAGAAUAAAACAAUGUAUUUUUUUUCCUAUUUGAUUAAUUUUCUUUGAUU